Molecule: messenger RNA, 1830 nt
Organism: Sabethes cyaneus
Lineage: Eukaryota; Metazoa; Arthropoda; Insecta; Diptera; Culicidae
Exons: 2
Coding region: 1-1830 (609 amino acids)
Biological process (GO): phosphatidylserine exposure on apoptotic cell surface; engulfment of apoptotic cell; apoptotic process involved in development
Cellular component (GO): plasma membrane
Source: RefSeq, a predicted model, not a curated record
AUGGACGCCCUGGAUGGUGUUCCCAAGUGCGUACUGGGCUAUCAGGUCAAAACCCGAACGCAGAUAGUGCUCGGUUUUCUCGUUCCGGUUGUGUUCGAGCUAUUGGUUUACAUCGUCGUAACGACGGCGGAUAUUCUGGUGGUAAUCGAACAUUUCCACAACGGAAACCCGGCGUGGGCAUGGUUUACGCUCGCUCUCGUAUGGUUGCCAGCUAUCGCCUGCUUUUCGGCUAUUCUAUCGUCUCCCAGUCACUGGCCGGAAGCGGUGGGCUGCGACGAAAGGACGUGGCGAUUUAUUGGGAAGAAUUUGUUGGUUCUACUACUGUUUCCUGUAGCUGCAAUUUACAGGUUCAAUCGAAGAUUGUUCUGGAGUAUAGAAGCACUUUUUCAUGACCGGAGUUCUUAUGGAAGGGUGCAGGCGGUGGAGAAAAUCAGGGAAACUUCCCCGUACGAACUUUACCAUUUUUUGCAAGCAUUUCUGCAAUCUGCGCCGCAGAUGCUUCUUCAACUGUACAUUCUUCUUCGUGGUAACACUUUUCGGAACUAUGAAACUGUAACCGCCCAGGUAGUGAGCAUUAUUUUCUCCUUUCUCACAAUGAGUUCCAUAGUAACUUCGUACCAAAGGUUCGAGAGCCAAAAAGUGGUAGGCCGUUGCUACCCAUGGAGCUCCGAAGAACAAGUUAAGGCUCGAAAACGCCAGUUCAUGAGAACAACCAGCACAGCCGAAAGUGUCCUAGUGAGAAACGCUUCCACCUUCAUCCCUCCGGAGAGAGAUCCAAUCGCACCGAAUAUUAUGCGGAAUUUCUAUUCCAAAUUCGGAGAAGAACCAUCAUCUUCUUCAGGGGGUUCGGGGAUUCCUCGAAAAACCAUGUACGUCGAUCAAUCAAACUACGACUCUUAUACAUCCAAAAAGCACAAGGAUCCCUACGAAAACUUCACGGACGACGAUAAGUUGACAGUGUCUGACACCGUGGAUUCACUUUCGCCGACAGUCAGCUUCAAACAAGAUCUGAUUGAUAAUAUUGAUGACAUCCGUGAAUACGUGCGGCGUACGGAUGAUGCCAAGAUCGGAGCUGCUCCCAUCGAUUCCAGCGAUGAAGAAUAUGAAGAUUCUGUGCUGGAAGAAACCUUCGAUCAAAGUCCGCGAACACCAGCUCCACCAACACCGGCUGCGUACAUUAUGAAUCGAGCUUCCGUACUCAAAGAUAUAUUCGUGUUCAACACCGAAAACUUUAUCAAGGAUCACGUGCCUCGCCUUCCCAAAGGAUUAUUCGAACACAGCGAAGAAAAAUCGGCAGAUCAGGUGGACGGCGACACGGUUUCGCUUCCUUCCCGUCGACAGAUGAUUCAUGGCUUGGAAGAUGAUGAUCUUAUUGGCAAAUCCGUUUCCUUCACCGGUUGGGUUACGUUCCUGCUUAUGCGUAUGAUUGCACUGUCCGUGUUCUAUGUGUUCUUUCCCACCUAUUUUUGGAUGGUUUGCCUUAACCAUUAUCUACUGAUGAUUGCGUGCAUAAUCUACGAAGUACGUUUCCACGAAAAGUUGGAACGAUACUUCUUCUAUCUAUUUCUGGCCUAUAUCUACAUGUUCUCACUGUUGGAGUUUAAAAUCAAAUUCAUUCAUGUGCGAACAUGGUACAUCGGCUACUUCAUCGUAGUGUUCGCCGAAAACAUUGCCCUCAGCGCUCUCUGGUAUCAUCUGGGAUCAUUCGAGUCCUGGUGGUUCGACUUUCUGCAUUAUCUAACCAUCGCCAGUGGCAUACUAAGUCUGCUAUGUUUGCUAUUCUACUACGCUUUUCUAAGACCGAAAGAUAAGCUACUUUUCGUUAACUGA